ACACCCAACACAGCCAUCUCCACUCUUCCAACUCUUGCGGUGUGUCGCCCUUGACCGCUUAUAUAUCCUCUGCAUCUCCUCUUCUAAGCAAAUACAUUGCACACCUUUCUCAAAAUGGCGUUCCGCUGGUACCAAUCGAAGCUGAAGACAUCACCGCUCCUGACGCAGAGUAUCACCACUGCGGUGCUCUUUGCAACGGGUGACACAAUGGCACAGCAGGGUGUAGAAAGGAGAGGUCUUGACAAACACGAUCUGAUGCGGACAGGUCGUAUGGCCGCCUACGGAGGAUGCAUCUUCGGCCCCGCAGCCACAACAUGGUUCGGUUUCCUUGUGCGCCGUGUAAAUCUGCCAUCCAAGAACGGUACCAUUGUUGCGCGUGUCGCCUGCGAUCAGUUCCUCUUUGCACCCGUCAACAUGACGGUCUUCUUGUCCAGCAUGGCCUACAUGGAGGGCAACUCGCCCACGCAGCGCCUCAAGGAUGCUUUCGUGCCUGGAUACCAAAAGAACUUGAUGAUCUGGCCCUGGGUCCAGUUUGUAAACUUCAAGUAUGUCCCUGCUGACAUGAGGGUCUUGGUUGUCAACAUCAUCUCGCUCGGAUGGAACUGCUACCUCAGCUUCCUCAACUCUGCUGGUGGCACCAAGCCCGCUCUGCCGGUUGGUGAGACCAAGGAAGGUGGUCAAUUGCCUCCUUCAUAAACAAAAAUAAAAGAGGCAACCCUUUGAGAAGUUGGGUCAUACUGCAAACAUAGAUUUUAGUGGGGUUUGGGAAAAUUGUAAUUAUCUUCUGUGGUAGGGAAGACAAAACGCGAGUUAGGGCAAUUCUGUACAGGGAUGAUACCCGGUUUUUAUAGAAUCGUGUCAUUUUUGAGUAGAGUGUGAAUUCAAGAAUCCCAAGU
Molecule: messenger RNA, 896 nt
Organism: Bipolaris maydis ATCC 48331
Lineage: Eukaryota; Fungi; Ascomycota; Dothideomycetes; Pleosporales; Pleosporaceae
Cellular component (GO): mitochondrion; cytoplasm; membrane
Source: RefSeq, a predicted model, not a curated record